Molecule: messenger RNA, 1927 nt
Organism: Cricetulus griseus (Chinese hamster)
Lineage: Eukaryota; Metazoa; Chordata; Mammalia; Rodentia; Cricetidae
Source: RefSeq, a predicted model, not a curated record
CUUAAAGAAUGGAACAUGACAGGAAAAAAGAAGAAUAAUAAAAGGAAAAGAAGCAAGUCCAAGCAGCAUCAAGGCAACAAAGAUGCUAAGGACAAGGUGGAGAGGCCAGAGGUGGGGCCCUUGCAGCCACAGGUACCACUGAUGCAAAAUGGCCACGUGAAUGGCUGUGAGAAGGACAGCUCAUCCCCUGACUCUGUCAGAGAAAAACUGGCCCUCACACCCCGUGAGAAAAAUCUCUCAAUACUGGAGGAACCACCGAGGGCUCUUCGUGGGAUUACAGAAGGCAACAGACUACUGCAACAGAAAAUGUCCUUAGAUGGGAACCCCAAACCUAUUCAUGGACCAUCAGAGAGGUCCGAUGGUCUACAGUGGUCAGCUGGGCAGCCUUGUAACCCAAGCAAGCCUAAGGCAAAAACAUCUCCUGUUAAGUCCAAUGCCCCUGCAGCUCAUCUUGAAAUAAAGCCAGAUGAGCUGGCAAAGAAACGAGGCCCAAAUAUUGAGAAAUCAGUGAAGGAUUUGCAGCGCUGCACUGUUUCUCUGACUAGAUACCGUGUCAUGAUCAAAGAGGAAGUGGACAGUUCUGUGAAGAAGAUCAAAGCAGCUUUUGCUGAGUUACACAACUGCAUCAUUGACAAAGAAGUUUCACUAAUGGCAGAAAUGGAUAAAGUCAAAGAAGAAGCCAUGGAGAUCCUGACUGCCCGUCAGAAGAAAGCAGAAGAACUGAAGAGACUGACUGAUCUAGCCAGUCAAAUGGCAGAGAUGCAGCUGGCCGAACUCCGGGCUGAAAUUAAGCACUUUGUCAGUGAGCGCAAAUAUGAUGAAGAGCUGGGGAAAGCUGCCCGCUUCUCCUGUGACAUCGAACAGCUGAAAGCCCAAAUCAUGAUCUGCGGGGAAAUCACACAUCCAAAGAACAACUAUUCCUCAAGAACUCCCUGCACCUCCCUGCUGCCUCUGCUGAACACCCAUGCAGUUGCUGCUGGCAAACAAGGGAACUUUGCCCGAAAAUCAUCCAAUCACAACAAGCCCUCUGAGGGGAAAGUGGCAAACCCAAAAAUGGUGGGCGGUCUUCCCAACACCGCUGAUGCUUGUCACCAGACCAUGCCUACUAACAAGCAGCAUAAUGGACCUUCUAGCCAAAGACGAAGAUUUAAUCCCCAGUAUCACAAUAGGCUGAAUGGUCCAGCCAAGUCACAGGGCGGUGGUAACGAAGCUGAUCCCAUGGUGAAGAACAAUAACCGGCAUGAACACAGGAGACAGCCACACAACGGUUUCCGUCCCAAAAACAAAGGUGGUGCCAAAAAUCAAGAGGCCUCCUUGGGGACAAAGGCCCCAGAGGCCCCAACACAUUCUGAAAAGCCCCGUCGAAGGCAGCACGCUGCAGACAACUCAGAGGCGAGGCCUUUCCGGGGCAAUGUUGGUAGGGUUUCACAGUGCAAUCUUUGCCCCACAAGAAUAGAAGUUUCCACAGAGGCCACAGUUCUCUCAGUCCCAGCUGUGACAUUGGUGGCCUGAGCCGGGAAAGAAAAGAGCAGGUUUUGCCUGGUUUUGGUUCCCUGCCCAAGGUGCUGACCCAAUUCGCUGCCAAAAGAGAGUCAAUCAGAAUAUACAAACCCUGUAUGUUUGUGUCAUUCUCUCUCACUCAUUUUUACUAAUUCUAAUACUCUACUCUAGCUUGCUUCAUAACUCCCAUGGCUUUGCUUGAUCUGUUGUCGCUUCUCCUCAUCAAGACUUUGCAUCAUUUUAGCCAGGCAGUAUUUACUCGUUGUUAGGAAAAUCAAGAUGUGGCUGAAGAUGAGAGGCUCUGUUAGCAACCUAUGUUGUAGCUGUGAUGUCAAUCCAUUGGUUGUCUUUAGAGAGGUAAUGUUGAAACAAGAAGUUCUUGAUCAGACAAACGUGAUCUGCUGAAGACACAUGUGCUUUUGUAGAA